GAAGCUAUUCUGUACUGAAUCAGCAUGGGAUAGAGUGCCUAGAAGACGUUCAGACCAAGCACAGCUAGCGCGUCCCUGCUGGUUCUCCAUUCUGCAUCCGUGCAGCCACGUUCUAUUGAUGGCCUGUUGUGAUUUCAAUGGAACAUCAUGGGAUGUACCUGGCACGUCGGGCAGCACUGGAUGGAGGUGCCUUUAGCCCAAUGUACCUGGCAUGGUGGUAAGGUGAAGGUGAAAGGAAGAGAAGGUGGAGAUGGAACUGCCAAAUCAUGCCAAACAACUGCUACUGCAGCUGAACCAGCAACGAGCCAAAGGUUUCCUCUGUGAUGUGAUCAUUGUGGUAGAAAAUGCCCUGUUUCGUGCCCAUAAGAACAUCCUGGCAGCCAGCAGCAUGUAUUUCAAAUCCCUUGUCCUGCAUGACAACCUGAUUAACUUAGACACGGACAUGGUGAACCCCACUGUGUUCCGGCAGAUCUUGGACUUUAUUUAUACUGGUAAGCUCUUAACGACUGACCAGCCCGGUGAACAGAACUUUAAUGCUCUCCUCACCGCAGCAAGCUACCUCCAACUGCACGACCUGGCAGCUCUCUGCAGAAAGAAGCUGAAGCGGAACGGCAAGUCCUUUGCUGGCAAGGCCAGUGGCCUUGGUGUUGGGAGAUCUGCCAGGAGUCAGAGACUUUCCACUGCUUCGGUCAUCCAAGCUCGCUAUUCAGGGUCAAAUGAGGGGUUGAAGGGCUCACACUCAAAGGAGCUGUCAAAGGGAAAGCUCUCCGAUGACGAGGUCUUCAUCAGCAGCUCCAACCAAGAGAACUGUCACUCCUUAAGCAGGGGAGCCAGUAAGAACGGCGGUGGGGGCAGCAGUGCGAAUGGGAGCACUGGUGACCAGGAGCUAGGCCUCGACCUGUCCAAAAAAAGCCCGUCGCUCCCUGUUGCAGCCUCCCACGAUGACACGCAGCACAGCGAAAGCCAGCAUGGCUCUCCCCAAUCUGCCUCAGCCCCCGCAGCCAACAGUGCCUCAUCGUUCGACGAGUCUGGAGUCGGAGCCCCUCACAGCAUGGCGGACAGCAGCGACCCCAUGGAGAUGGAUCUGAGCGAAGAGUGCCACCACUCAUUGACAGAGAGCAGCCAGCGCAAGGGCCUCCGGCACUCGUCCCGCAAGAAGGAGUGGAUCAAGAAAGACAACGCCUUUGACCGAAAGGAGGGUGGCAAAGACAGGGACGAGGGCGAAGGGCUGCCCAACGGUAUCCUGCUGGGGCCCUUGUCCAAGUCCGUGGAGCGGAGUCUGGCCGGGGCCUACGGCGCAGACCUACCCUACCCGUGUAAGGAGGAGGUGGAAAAUGGUAAGGAGAACAGUGACGACAGCGGCCAGAGCGAGAGCGAGAGCGGCGGGCAUACUAGUGCCAACUAUGUCUACCGGCAGGAGGGGUUUGAGCCAGUGGCCUACGGCGACAACCUGUACGUCUGUAUCCCCUGUGGCAAAGGCUUCCCCAGCUCCGAGCAGCUCAAUGCCCAUGUGGAGACGCACACUGAGGAAGACCUUUACAUCAAGGAGGAAGGCACGUACGGCGGCAAGGAUGAAGCCGAGGAUUUGUCCAACCCCAACCAGUCCUACGCUGCAGAGUCCCGGCCCUUCAAGUGUUCAGUGUGUGAGAAAAGCUACAAGGAUCCAGCCACACUGCGGCAGCAUGAGAAGACUCACUGGCUGACGCGGCCCUUCCCUUGCAACAUCUGCGGCAAGAUGUUCACGCAGCGGGGCACCAUGACACGGCACAUGCGCAGCCACUUAGGGCUCAAGCCCUUUGCUUGCGAGGAAUGCGGGAUGCGCUUUACCCGGCAGUACCGACUGACAGAGCAUAUGCGUGUCCACUCAGGAGAAAAACCUUACGAAUGUCAACUGUGUGGUGGGAAAUUCACCCAGCAGCGCAAUCUGAUCAGCCACCUGCGAAUGCAUACCUCUCCCACAUAAGCCAAAGACUCCAGAAUGAGCUUCGAGCCCAUCCGCAGUGAUUUACCUUUCUGUAGACUUGCUGCUUAAAAAAAAA
Fulmarus glacialis (Northern fulmar) is the source of this 2039-nucleotide messenger RNA. It is a transcript of the gene HIC2, whose product is annotated as hypermethylated in cancer 2. NCBI's taxonomy places the organism in Eukaryota, Metazoa, Chordata, Aves, Procellariiformes, Procellariidae. The coding region runs from base 251 to 1963 and encodes 570 amino acids. The transcript is spliced from 3 exons. The record is from RefSeq and is a predicted model, not a curated record. Gene Ontology annotation, molecular function: DNA-binding transcription factor activity, RNA polymerase II-specific; RNA polymerase II cis-regulatory region sequence-specific DNA binding; protein binding. Gene Ontology annotation, cellular component: nucleus. Gene Ontology annotation, biological process: regulation of transcription by RNA polymerase II.